Epinephelus lanceolatus (giant grouper) is the source of this 785-nucleotide messenger RNA. It is a transcript of the gene cart4, whose product is annotated as cocaine- and amphetamine-regulated transcript 4. Gene Ontology annotation, biological process: cellular response to starvation; adult feeding behavior; positive regulation of MAPK cascade. Gene Ontology annotation, molecular function: neuropeptide hormone activity. Lineage: Eukaryota; Metazoa; Chordata; Actinopteri; Perciformes; Serranidae. The record is from RefSeq and is a predicted model, not a curated record.
GAGGACGGAGAGGAAGAAGAGGAUCUCACCAGGAGAGAAACAGUUUAACCGAGAGAGAAAAAAAAGCUGCUGGAGGAGAAAAGCUUUUGGACACCAGAGAAGAAGAGGAAGUGAAUAUUUCCUGUGGGAUCUUAAAUCAUUUUUGAAAUUAUUUUUGGCGAUGGAGAGCGUACGCGCCGCGGUCUACCUGUCCGUCUGUCUGUCCGUGCUGACAUCCCUCUGUCAGGGUCAGAGGUCAGCCGACAACCAGCUGCCGUCUGCACCAGACGAACCAGUCCUCGGACUCACAACUAAAGAGCUGGCUGAAGCUCUGCAGGGUCUCCUGGAUGAAGCCGACAGCAGCGUCGGUCUCUCCGUGGAGAAGAAAGCCAGCGUCAUCCCCCGGUGUGAUGUGGGGGAGCGCUGCGCAAUGAAACAUGGACCUCGCAUCGGUCGACUGUGCGACUGUCUGAGAGGAACAGCCUGCAACACCUUCUUCCUGCGCUGCUACUGAACAUACAAAUACACACACACACACACACACACACACACACACACACACAGCUUGGAGUUCUUUACUUGUGAGGACAUGAGCAUCCCGUCUCCGACCUUCACCCCAAAAAUGAAGCUCAAACAGAGUCAAUGUCCUCACAAGAAUAGAAGAACAGGAACACACACACCUGUCUCACCUGUCUCAGCUGUCUCACCUGGACAUCUCUCAGCAUGUUUAAGUGUUUGUUUUAAGGUUUCGAUGUCUGUCCCUCAGAUUCAUUUAUUUUUGUUAAAUAAAGAUUCUUCAUAAAGCU